Ostrea edulis (European flat oyster) is the source of this 5856-nucleotide messenger RNA. RefSeq names its product broad substrate specificity ATP-binding cassette transporter ABCG2-like. The record is from RefSeq and is a predicted model, not a curated record. Gene Ontology annotation, cellular component: membrane. The coding region runs from base 686 to 2593 and encodes 635 amino acids. The transcript is spliced from 18 exons. Gene Ontology annotation, molecular function: ATP hydrolysis activity; ABC-type transporter activity; ATP binding. Lineage: Eukaryota; Metazoa; Mollusca; Bivalvia; Ostreida; Ostreidae.
UACCUUUCCAAUAUGGCGCUGUUUACCUGUAAAACGCGUGCGCAGGUAUUGUUUGUUUACAUAUAUCGUCAUAUCCUCUGCCCCUCGUUCUGCCCCGCAGCAUGGCGGACACGCUCUGGUUACUACGGAAGUGAAUCUCGUCUAUUCAAUUAAAUAAUUUAUUUUUAAAAAUGAUUUCAAUGACCAAACAAUACAAAGCGAAACAAAGCUCGGGAUAUUACACAUCUUCCCAAGUCGAGGGUUUCUGAUCCGCUCCGCUCCACAUAAAUACACCGAAAAUCAGGUCAUUCCCACGCACUGAUCAUUCAUUAAUUUUAGAAAAAAUUUGAUAGAUCUAUAAAAAAAACUUGAGUGUAUACAUCGUAGAAACUUAAUUUCUAUCACAAUCAGUUGAAUGACCACAUUUAAAUUACAAAAUUUGGGCAUUUGGGCAAUCUGAUUAAAAUACAGAUCUCUCUCAAAUAGCGCACAGCUUAAAGAGCAUUUGGGCAUUGUGAUCACGUGUACAAGUAAUAGCACGUGUACGUAUGUGUGCGCGUGCACAUGGUUUAUCCACCCGUGACAUUUGUUUUGUAACCUACUGUCAUGACUGUGCUCUGGUAAAGUUAGAAGGGAUGCAAGCCGAGGGUCAGUAUCUUUGAUUCACUAACCUUAGACAAGAGCUGAUGUCACUGAGUUAAAAGUCAUGUCUAAAACAAAAGUGAACGGAGCCCACACAGUGGAUUUCAGUCAAUCCACAAACAUAGAAAGCAGGGGAUCCACCAUCUCCGGUCACAAUGUGGUUUACUCUGUGGAUGUCAGGAAGGGGCCAUGUUGUUGUGGACAGGUCACACAGAAGGAGAUCCUGAAAGGAGUGGAUUGCAUAUUCAAGCCAGGAAUGAAUGCUAUUCUGGGGCCAACAGGAAGUGGAAAAUCCUCACUUUUAGAUAUAUUGGCUGGUAGAAAGGACCCUAGUGGACUCCAGGGACAAAUUCUGUUUGAUGGAGUUCCUCCCCCUGAUAAUUUCAAAUGCAUGGUGGGAUAUGUUGUCCAGGAUGAUGUUGUCAUGGGAACACUGACAGUACGAGAAAAUUUCCAGUUUUCGGCAUCAUUGCGUCUGCCAUCAGGCCUUGGCAAGGCUGAGAGAAAUGAACGAGUGGAUACGGUCAUAAGUGAGCUAGGACUCUCCCACUGUGCAGACACAAAGGUCGGCAAUGAGUUUAUUCGUGGUGUUUCAGGUGGGGAGAGGAAGAGAACCAAUAUUGGCAUGGAGCUGAUUAUCUCCCCUCCUGUUCUGUUCCUGGAUGAGCCUACGACUGGACUGGACGCUAACACUGCAAACUCCGUUAUGUUGCUGCUGAAAAGGUUGGCUGUGAAGGGGCGAACCAUCAUCUUUUCCAUUCACCAGCCACGGUUUUCUAUUUACCGACUGUUUGACAGUCUAAUGAUGCUGUCAAUGGGAGAAGUGGUCUAUCAUGGUCCUACCAAAGAGUCUCUGGAUUAUUUCAGCUCAAUAGGUUACAAAAUCCAGGAGCACAACAAUCCACCUGACUUCUUCUUGGAUGUUAUCAGCGGGGACUUUAAUAUCGAUGUUGACACAGUCGACCCAGAAAAAACGUCAACAGAUGAAGAAAACAUUCAUGACCAGUUGAUACAAAAGUUCAGAGAGUCAAAUAUCAAUAAUCAGGUUCAAGGUGAAAUGAAGGCCAUUUUUAAUGAGUACCAGUCUAAAGUCGCCAGGAAUGAAGUGGUCCGCUUGCCUCCUGUAUUAUACAACUCGUCUUUCUUCAAACAGCUAAUGAUCUGUUCAGGAAGAACAGCCAAGAACAUUGCCAGAAAUCCCCAGACCUCCAUCAUGCAGCUUUUUGUGAUCCUGAUAUUUGCAGCCAUUGUGGGAGGAAUAUACUGGCAAAUUGAAGAUGACUGUAAAUCUGGAAUCCAAAACAGAGUGGGUGCUUUCUUCUUCAUCGUGAUGAACCAGGUGUUUGGAAAUCUAUCUGCUGUUGAGUUGUUUAUCAAAGAAAGAGCCAUCUUCAUGCAUGAAAAUGUUAGUGGGUUUUACCGAGUGUCAGCCUAUUUCUUCUCUAAGAUUUUCUGUGAUGUCAUUCCCAUGAGGCUGUUCCCGGUGGUCAUUUUCUCUCUUGUAACGUACUUCAUGAUUGGUCUAGAGGAAGGAGUGGAUAAGUACUUUAUCUACCUAUUGAGUCUCUUCUCUGUUGCCAUGGCAGCCUCUGGCUUAGCUUUCUUCUUCAGUGCCCUGGUUAAGAUUUUUGCCAUUGCCAACCUAUGCAUUGCUCUGAGCUACGUUUUUAUGAUGGUGUUCAGUGGUCUCCUUAUUAACAUAGCAUCAAUCGCGGAUUGGCUGAGGUGGAUUAAGUGGGUCAGCAUUUUCAGAUAUGGACUAAAUGCAUUAAACAUCAAUGAACUGAAAGACAAAAAUUUCUACAAUGGCACUGUUGUGUGCGAGUCUGGGAAUGCUUACUUGAAUGACCAGGGAAUCGAGUACACUACGGACUUCGAUCUGUGGCAGAACAUCAUGGCUCUGUUAAUUUUCUCAUUUCUCUUCUUGACUCUGACCUACAUACGAUUGCUCACAAUGAAUAAGUUACGUUAAUUGAAAUAAAUGUGAUGAAUGGGCCAUGUGUAAACAGGCACGAGUGUGUAGUUGUGAUGCUUGCCAGAAUAUUAGACUGACUUUCCUGAGAUUUUUUAUUCUCGUUAUUUACUACAGAAAGUAAUCGGUGCAUAAUGUACUAGAGAAAUUUUAUUGUUUUUGUGAGUACAAUGUAGUAUUGUAUUGUAGUUUGUGGUGUUUUUUUUUUUUCAUUUUUAGGAAGGAUAUCCAUGAAUUUUUAAAAAUAUUAUAUCAUUUACAUGUAUAAUAAUCUGAAUGAUGUGAGGCUGGAUGGUUUUGGUGAUAUUAUACAAGUUUUUAAGAAUUGUCCAUUACUUACAUUACUACAGAAUAGUGACAAUUGGUCUUCAGGGAGAUGACAUUGAGCUAUGUUGUGUGUACAAGUGUUCAUUUUAAUUGGAGAGUCUUGUGUGCAUGUUUUCAUUUUAUUGUACUUGAUAAUUAGGUAUGUUUUGACCUGAUUACAGAUUUGCCAGUUUGGGUAGUUACCCCAUUUAAUUAAGGUCUUCCGUAACAACGGAAGACCUUCUACUGAUUGUGCUGGUUAAGAUUAUUCUUAUUAUUCUUUUUUCUCUUUUUCCUAGACGCUAACUUUGAAGCUUCAUAUCUCGCUCAUUUCUGCAUGGAUUUUGCUCAAAUUUUCAGGGUUUAUAAACUUUACAGAACACUUUUAAAAUCAUUUCAGAAAUACCCUUCUGUUCACGAGUUAUUCCCCUUUGAAUGAAAUUUUAGGGGCUUUGGUUUCCAGACAAAGGCUCCGAGACUGUAAAAGCUUGAGCAGAAAAUGCAUUGAAAAUGAAAAGUAGGAGCAUUGUAGUUGUGCACAUCGUUUUUUGUUUUUUAAUUACAGUGUUCGAAAUGGUGGUUGACAGGGUUCAAAAAUAAGGACGCCUAAAGGAGCAAAAAAUUACACAUAUUUUCCUUUGUAUCUUUUAAACUAAAAAUAUUUUGUUAAGACAUGUAGAACAAAAGUUGCGCAAAAUGUUAAGAGCUUUCUUUUGAUAUCCCUAAAAAGGGGCUGGCCCCUUCAAUUAGGGAUCUGGUGAUCUUCAAAGUUUUCGCUUUAUAACUCCAAAACGGUAAAUAUUUCGAUAUGGCUUUCGCUGGAAAAGUUGUUUUUUAACAUCUUAUUGAUCUCAUAAACAUAAUAUUUUGCUGGAGUAUUGUGUUAUAUAUGAGUAAAAAGCUUGACCCGCAAACAGGUAACCGUAUCAUUAAGUAGGUGAAGGGGGGAAAAUAUGGUAUAACUUAAAUAAACUUGCUUUAAUUGAUAAAUCUGACUUCAUGAAAUGCUAAUAUUCUUUUAAAAUAAGGUUUUAACGUGAUCUAUAGUUCCUUUAAAAAUCAUCUAUCGACAACUUUCUUUUGUUAUUAUUUAGUAACUUUAAUAUAAACAAUCGUUCCAAAGAAAAAAGAGGAAAAGGUUAUCUCUUCUACAUUUGUUAUUAAAACAACGAUAUAUUUGAUUGAAGAAACAAACCUUCAAGCAUAGAAUAACUCAGUCAUUAACUACACGCAUCUUACAUACACCGCGGGGUUUGUUUUUGUUUACAAUUGCCUAACCGCCUCGAGGAACCAAGCGUGUGAACCAGGGCAUGUACACAAAGUAAACAUUGUCGUCCUGAAUAUAACACAGAAUGUUAUGUUUUUUAUUGUAUUGGAUUUUUAGAAUAAUUCAGUCUUUCCGGGGAUGUAUACACUUGUUUUUACGUCCCUGGUCUUACGUUUGAUUUGUUUUAAAUUCAAAACUCUAGAGCAUUGAGUCAGGCAUCAAUUUUAAAAUCUGCAAUUUAAUAUACAGUUCGUUUCUCAAUCUUGUCUAAUUGAAUGUGUGUUUAAUAUCGGAGAUUCAUCGCUGCUGGACUAGCGAUCUGUGAUUUCACACUACUCUAACUGAAUACACAAGCUUUACUCAAAUUCUUCGUUGUGAAAAGGAAAAUGGAUACAUUUUACAAACAUAACGAAUUAUUUCUGAACAUGUUUUGAAAUCAAUAGUUUAUAAUCAUGAUUAAACCAAAUCUAAACAUGCGUAUAGAAUAUUCAGAAACCCAUAGCCGACCAGUCUCAUUUCAAAUGAUUUGUUGUUUUAUUGUUUAAAAACAAUGACUUUGAUUAAACAUUGAUUCAGAACUCCUGGUCCAAAUUAUGUAACUUCAGCACGUGUCCUUAGCGUGAAAUUCAUACCCGACUUCUGUGCGCACUGUGUACAUAAUAUACCUACAUGUAUUUACGCAGAUAAAUAUUAAAGUUUUAAAAAAUAUUCAAAAUUUGAGAGCAAUUUAUUUGAUUGUAUGUAUAAAUAAUUCAAACUCGAUGAAUUAUUCUCUUCAGUUUUUCAUGUUAACUGAAGCUGCAUUAGGACCUGACCCAAGGACAUUGGUAAAAUUCAAGGUUUUUAUGUCACACAGCUCCGACGGAAGACCUCUCGUUGCUUUGCAACGAGCUUUGCUCUAGUUGUGGUUGAUGAUUGUAAGUUUGGAAGUUUUAUUUUGUGUAUCCCAUUGCAACAAAUUUGUAUGGGAAAACAUUGUCAGACAUCCUUCGCAGAACACUAUUUCAGAUUCAAGUCUCAUAGCCGCUACGGUGAUAAAUCAAGGUCAUAAUAAAAAAUUUAUGGACACCACGUAGAAUAUCAUUUAAAAUCCUGCUGUUAAACUUAGCACUUUCUUCAAAGAUUUUGGGUGGGAAGGAGAUGUUCUUUAAUUCCAUUGUUUAGGUUAUAGUCAACAAAUGUAUUCCAAUGAAUUAAACGACACUAUGUUACAAGGGGAUAUUUUGUUUUGCGACACUCUUGUUAUGCAUUUAUAGAAAUUGUAUUAACAACUGACAGCAAGUUUUGUUUUAGAUUACAUGUAUCCCAGUGAUAUAACUUUACAAUUGUAGUGCUGUUUUAUUGUUUUGAACUGACGUAUAUUUUAACCCUAUAUUUGUAAACUUAUUUUGAUCAUGGUUACAUGACUUUAUAAGUAAAAGGAUGACAUUGUCCUUUCGAGACAAAGGGAAUUCAUUUGAUAUACCUCUGAAACUUUAAACUGUUCAGUGAAUGUAAUUUAUAUACAUGUUGUAAAUCCCAUGUAAAUUUAGGCAGACAUUUUUGUUUUAACUUUUAUUGUAUUACAACCCCAAUAAGUUCCAUGAUAGAAAACCACAUGACUGUUGAAAUGUGAAGCAACUUUUGCUACAUGUAUGUUAUGUGAAGUAUUUACAUUCCAAUGUGUUUUUCCAAUGAAAGUACAUUGCUA